GGUAGCUGAGGGAAUGGCCGCAGCGUGUUCCGUUGCAUAUCGGCGUCUUCUGAGCCGGGCGGGAACGCGGGCAGCCUCUCUGCUAUGGUCUGCAGCUCGAAAUCAGAGUUCACAAAAUACCUCAUCACAGCAAAGCUUGGCUCUGUGCCCUGUUUCUUCUUGAACAAGAGGUAUUCAUCAGUCUUCCAUGAAUUCUUCCCUUCUCCUUAUCAGACUCUUGUAUAAAGAGGACUGUCAAGUUCUAAAGAGUAACACGAAAUAGACCCUAACUCCUCGAGAUUUUGAACUUGCUUGCAGCUUCGGAGUACCUGGUAUAAAAGAGACACAACUCCCAAAAAAGUUGCAGUGCUCCAAAGCAUCACCAGUUGCAUAAAGUUGCUUUAGAGAGAGCAUUCAUGAUCAUCAUUAUCACAUGACAAAAUUGGUUGGCAACUAAGCUGUGAACAGCACGCGGAGAUAAGGGGGAAAGCCAGUACUCUGCAGCCUGUGCCUCUCCCAUACCUGUGCAUCAUGAGUUCGACUAGUACAGAAUGUAAUGCAACCAAGGACAGGAAAACCAAGAGGGGCAGUCGCAACACCUCAGCAAGACCUCGUAAUGCUCUGGACAAGAUGAUGGUGGGAACUGCUUCUGAACCCUGUAUCCCUUCUUCCUCCUCCUCCUCCUCCUCCUCUUCUUUGCCUUCUACUUCCUCCCUGGCAUUACCUUUACAAACUGCCCUUGCUGGCUCCCCUCCUGUUGCAGGCCCGAGUUUUAUGGAACAAACUACUCCUUUGAGUGGUAGCAAAGGAACUGAGCAGCAGGACAUUCAGAGAAAGUAUGGUGGAGACAAGACUCACUCUAUGCAAACGCGUAAUCAAAGGAAAAUAGCUGCUGCAGCUGCACAAUUAGAGCCACUCAGACUUGAUGAUAGAAGUGUUGAUGAGGAAGUAGUUGACCUCACUUGUGAAACUUCAGAACCUAUAGUUGUUGAUCUUACACAUAACGAUUCUGUUGUGGUUGUUGAAGAGAGUGGACAGCAGCCCAAUAGAGAGUUCAGACGUCAACCAUUGUCUGACAGCCUUAUAUUAAGUAGUGAUGAUGAUGAUGAUAGCGGACACACAGAGAGUGAUGCUCUUGCCACUAGAAAGCUGCCCAGAGAAGUGGGAAGGGAGGAAUUUGCAAGUUCAAGAUCCUCAGGCACUGUGAGUUGUCCAAUUUGCAUAGAGAGCUAUGCAGAGAUUGUGCAAAGCGGGCGGCUUAUAGUGUCAACAAAAUGUGGCCACAUCUUCUGUAGUCUGUGCCUCAGCAAUUCUCUUGGGCAUGCAAAUUUUUGCCCAACUUGUAGGAGGGAACUCACUCCAAAGGAGUAUCAUCCAAUUUAUAUAUGAAGACCUGAGUGUCCCUGAACACAGUCUAAUGUGGCCUUCAUAAACAUGAGUGAACUCCAAAGAACACACAAUGUAUACAUGACAGUUAGCAAUUUCACUUUUUUCCAAUUGGCCUCCUCAUAGUCCAGUUGUACUGUUUAAGCUUCAUUUUGCUUUAAGGUUUUUGCAGCUCACAUUUUUUGAGGUCUGUAGAAGUUUGAAGAACAGCUUGGAGGAUAUGUCUGCUGUUGGCACGUUGCUUUGUGCAGAUAUCUCAUUUCAGUUCUUCUAGUUCUGUUGCUGCUUUGAGAAAAGAUUGUUAUCUAGUGAACUCAUUUAUUCAAGAUUAGGCCGUUCGUAGUCGUCUAUGAUAAUACAACCUGCAGCUUCUUUUUGCAAUUUGCCUUGUAAAAAACUAAAGCCCGUUCCAUAUCUACUUGUUUUCUAGUGGCAAACAUCUCUUUCUGUUGAUAUAGCCCCAAUAAAGAUCCAUGAACAGACCAAGAUUUAUAAAACACUGUGGCUCAUUUCUAACACUGCAUGCAUAAAUGACUUAUUACAAAUAACUUUUGGUGGUCCGAGUCUUCUCUUUAAUAGAAUACAGCCAUAAUGUUAGAUCUGAACAGCUUUUUCUGUCCACACAUAUGCUUAUGGAGGAAUUUUGCCAAUGUUGCCACUUGAGGCAGAAUCAAAUCGAUAUGAGCUAAGCUAUUUAUGUGAAACACUCCUCAAAUGGUUGGAAGAGGAUAAAGUAAUGAUCUGCUUCUCAUAAAUGGUUUGCUGUGGGAAAUCUGCAUCCAUAGGCACAUGUUUCAAGCAGCAAGCAUGUAAGACUUGAACUGCACAUGGUAAAGUCAACUUGAGUUGCGGUAACUCACUUUCUUAGCCCUGUUAUGUAUUCAUAGUAGAACUAUGAAUGGCUUGACUUGUUGAACUUUUAGCUGCUGCUGUACUAACAGGUCAAAUUGCUUUUAAAGGUUUUAUGUUGCUAACUCUUAAAUUAAAGGCUUUCUCUUCAAUGUAUGCCACCCAAUCUUCAGUUGGUAGAAAACAUGGGAUAUCCAGAUUAUCAGCAGCAUCUCACCAGGCCUUAAUCUGCAAGGUAUAUGGGCUGCUGUGAGUCUCAUAAUAUUUUUCCCAUAUUUCUUUUUUACUGUAUUAGAUUUUAAAUGAGUCUCAUAACAUAAUGAAACUUCACCCAUUACAUUUUGGAGAGCCAGUGUUAUGCUUCCAGUUCAGCAUUAGAUUGAACACCUUUUUAAAAGGGGAUGUUUCCUUAGUCUCCCUGUAGCCUGCUGUAGGGGCAUAGCUGCACACACCCCCAUAUUAGACUUUCACAUAGCCUGUCAAUCAUGUGGAACGGUUAGGACUUCCACAGAUUGAAUUGUCUCCCUGAAUGUGGGUGGGCUGUGGGGAUCAAAUACUCUCUCUGCAAAUGCAUGUGGUGUUACCAAAACCUAUAUGCAGCCCCCAGCUUUCGAAUGGAGGUUAAGUAGGUUGCUAAGUGGACUGUCACUUGCAUUCAUCCCUACCAUCAUAACUUCUGUUUGCACAGACACUCUUAUUAAAGAACAAAUUACACUUUGCCCAGGGACAGACCUUGGUAAUCUGGUGCCUUGGGGGGGUCCAAAAUUUGACACACACCCUGCCCUCGCGGUGCCUUCCGAAAGCCAGGUAAGGGAGGUGUCAGGCUUUGGGAAGGAUGCACAAAGCUCUGGCAGGCUCCUAGAGCUCUCCCACCUCAUUCCCAAAGCUGGGAACAUGCUAACUAGGCUUUGGGAAGGAGGCAGGACGGCUCCCUUUUGGCCCCCACAUCCUCUGCAGGGGAACUGGUUCACUGUCCUAAAUCCACCUCUGUCUCGUGUAUCAUUCACCAAUAAGGCAUUUUACCCAUUGGAGAAAGUUGCAGAAUGUAUUUUUGAGGUCACUUAUUUGAGUCGUGAUGGGAAAAACUUAAUUCCUGUGCAGAAUCCUAAAUGUGUACCAAACUGGAGGGGUACAGCAAUCGCUACUGUUGGCCAAUGCUGUAUGGAACCUAACACUUCACCAAUCUAGUCUUUGCAUAAAAGUUUUAGCAAAACUAUGUGUUAGGGUGCCUCAACCUCUUACACGGUUUCCUGAAUCCUUGCAGUGAAAGGGUGUUUUUUUGGGGGGGGGGUUUAUAUAGUCGCAGUUGAAAAACUGCACCCAAGUUAGCAAAAUGCAGCAACAAAAACUACAUCUGCAUAAUGGUAUAAUGGUUCUUGCAUAAUGGUUCCUGCAUAAUGGUUCUUAAUGGUAGGCAGCAAUUGCCAUGUGACACCAUGACAAGAAUAGAAGAAUAUUUAGCAAGUGAGUCAGCACUUAAAACUAUCAUAUUCAGAUGGGUUAUUACAUGCUGUUGUUUGACUAGAGACUGGACAACUCCCCCACAGGACACUACACUAUUACUUUUGUGGUAUAUAAAUACAGUGGUGCCUCGACUUAGUAAUUUAAUCCGUUCCGAAGGCACCUUCGUAGGUCAAAAAAAUUGUAAGUCGAAAAGCGCCAUUUGAAACGCAAUUUCCCAUAGGAAUGCAUUGGAAAUGAAAAAAUUCGUAAGUCGAAGCAACCCCAUCUAAAAAUUUGUAAGUCGAAAAAACCCUAUCUAAAACCGCCGCAGUUUCCGUUCGGAUGUCGAGAAAUUCGUAAGCGUGCGGCCAUUUGCCCCAUUCGUAAGUCAAAAAAUUUGGUUGUCGAGUCGUUCAUAAGUCAAGGUACCACUGUAAAGCCAUAGGCUAUGCUAAUAACGGAUGGAAUAAUUGACUGAAUUCUCUGUUAGGUUUUGUGAUCUCUGCCAUUUCUCAAGGACAAGGUCACAGACAUCUGAAUACAAUUUACCUGCAUUUAAAAAGAAAUGAGUUCUUAAAGGACUGUCAGUUUUUAUGUGUGGUUUUCAUUUGGUGAUGUAUAUAUAAUUAAUGUUUGUGAGGUGUCAUCGUCCCGCCCCCCAGUAUUCGUAAAAGAAUUUUUGGUAGAUUGUACUUUAUUUUCACAGCAAAAAAAGUAAUCUGAGUACUCCAGUAGUCUUUUAAAUUAAAUUAAAUUAUGCUACUCUAAUUUCUUUCAAAUACUAAUUCUUUAGCAUUCCUAGUAUUAAUUAACCCCCUCUUUUUAUCUUAUUGCUCAUUUUUCAUUUUUGCCUACUGUAUGUAUCUUAGCAGAAGCAGCUCAAGACCCAUAGGUGGUUCAUGCAUAGGGGAAAAUAUUCUGUUUCCUGCUUAAGCUUAUUAUUAGCAGACUCCUUCCAAAAACAUCCUUAACUUCUCCCCCAUAUCCUGAAAUCAAACUCCCUGAUCCUCUAGAAGAGGCAGAACACCACAGAG
Molecule: messenger RNA, 4691 nt
Organism: Zootoca vivipara (common lizard)
Lineage: Eukaryota; Metazoa; Chordata; Lepidosauria; Squamata; Lacertidae
Source: RefSeq, a predicted model, not a curated record